AUGAUCCCAGUCAUCACUCACUACGACUUGGGACUGAACGACGCUCUGGCGGAUGAGAUGAGUCGGGCUGAGCUGGCUCAAACCAAAGCUAGUGGUAGUGCAGGAGAAUCUGCGUCGCAGAAGUCCGCCGCUAAUACAGCUCGGAAGAACGAGCUGAAGGUACAGAAAUCUGACGCAGAAGACAAGCUUCGAGACCUGAAAACCAAAUCUCUCGAUGCGCUAGCAACGGUGCGCGAGCGAUACACAACGGCAAAGUUGGAAAGGGCGAGACCUGAUCUCUUCAGUGAUAGGACGAUUCUCUUCCCUUCUAACGAGGCCUACCAGUUUCACAAGGAGGGGGAGAGCGAAGACAAGAUAAGCUUGGAAACGACCAAUAUUCCAAAGAUACGAACAAUUGCUAUAGAGUCAGGUGGAGAUGCGCUGCUUAGGAACAAUCGUAAAUAUAUGCUCCGCAUCUUGAGCGUCAUACACGUUGCAAAGAUCCUUGUUGAUGAAGCCCGACCUUCUGCCCUCCUCAGUCUGGUUACCAAGUUCAGCACCGAAGUAGAUGCUUUGCACGAAGUCGACAGGGCACAGAACUGUGCUGACCGCUUCGCCCAAGACAUCGCCGCUGAUCUGGACAUCUUCGUCGCUGCUGCUGUGACUGCUACCAGCAAGGCAUACCAAGCACUCCACGCCUCUGUCUUCCGAGCUGUCGUUGUUCGCCAUGGCAUGUACAGAAGAAAGACCAAGGACAGGACUGUAUAUCCUGAGCAUGGAGUUCUAGAUCAGAUCGUCGACAGUGUGAUCGCGGCCAUAGUAGCCAUGGACGAAAACAUCAAAGCACUGCCUAACACCGGACUCAUCUACGACAUGCUAAUCAUCGCGAUUGAGCGCAUCCGCCACUUGCGCCACUCAAGCAAAGACGGCCUCGAAGCAGACCUCAGCGUUCUCCUACAAAACGCAACAACAAGCGAGCUCGAGACAGCAUACUUCGUCAAAGCCAUGCACCCCAUCUACGAAGUUGCGAAGGCCGAAACUGGCAGAGGUUGCACGGACCGAAUGCGCAAGGCCAUCAAUCAUAGGCUGACACACAACGACACCAACCCAUUCAUUAUCACGUACGACACCAUGAAAACCACUCAUCGCCGCGCAGCCGAAAAGCACAUCACCAAACUCCACACCGAAAUCAAGAAGAUCACACAUUCUCUGAUCGAAGGUCUUCGCCGAGCUUCAAACGUUAAGCAUCGCAGUGCAGAAGAAAAGGAGACGUGGAAUGUCAUUGGGAAGUUCCUUUCGGACCAUUAG
Messenger RNA from Pseudocercospora fijiensis CIRAD86, 1287 nucleotides. RefSeq lists its product as uncharacterized. The transcript has 4 exons. The record is from RefSeq and is a predicted model, not a curated record. NCBI's taxonomy places the organism in Eukaryota, Fungi, Ascomycota, Dothideomycetes, Mycosphaerellales, Mycosphaerellaceae. The coding region runs from base 1 to 1287 and encodes 428 amino acids.